UCAUUCGCUGUAUUGACACCUUAUAGAAUACAAUUUGUAGCAUGAAAUGGCUCAGGAUUAGUUAUUAAUUGAUCAGUAAACAUCGAGGAGGCUUAGAAAAUAAGAGAAGCUGAUUGGUUGCGAAGAUACAGUUCUGCCAGCAGGUUGUCGAUAGUAGUACAGUCAGCAGUCAAGAGCUUGCUCUCGUACAGUGUAUAUCUACCAGGAUCCAUGUCUCAGUUUAGCGUGUCACUGUGCUUUUACCUCUUUCAUCUCUGUUUGGCUAAAUUCGAGAUGGAAAGUCCCACUAUCGUUCGUGAGCCUCCUAUGCAUGUUAAUUUCUAUAAUACAACCGGCACGAUUAUCCCUUGUGUGACUAAAUCCACUCCUCUUCCGGAAGUGAGGUGGACGAGUAGUGACGGUAUCGCAGUCAAAGACAUACCUGGACUGAGACAUGUGAGAUCUGAUGGUUCACUCGUCUUUCCUCCCUUCCCGGCUGAAAAAUAUAGACAAGAUGUACAUUCCGCAGUUUACAGGUGUGUGGCAUCAAACGUGCUCGGAGUUAUCGGAAGUAGAAACGUCAACGUGAGAGGAGUUAUAUUUCAGACUUACGAAGCCAGGGUGUAUGAUGAAUUUGUAAUCUAUGGAAAUACCGCUGUCAUCAGAUGUCAAGUACCUAGUUACGUUAGGGAUUAUCUCACCGUUAUAUCCUGGAGUCGAGACGAUGGAUUCGUAAUAACGCCUCAACAUAAUUUCGCAAUAGAAACGAAGUUUGUGUUGUUUCCAUCCGGAGAACUUCAUGUUAGGAACGUUGGGCACGAGGACAGUCAUGCUAAGUUUCGAUGUCGAGUGAAAAAUUCUAUCACGGGAAAAAACAUGGAAAGCAUCAACACGGGGAAAUUGGUGGUGACAGGUAAUAUUACUUACGAAGCCAGGGUGUAUGAUGAAUUUGUAAUCUAUGGAAAUACCGCUGUCAUCAGAUGUCAAGUACCUAGUUACGUUAGGGAUUAUCUCACCGUUAUAUCCUGGAGUCGAGACGAUGGAUUCGUAAUAACGCCUCAACAUAAUUUCGCAAUAGAAACGAAGUUUGUGUUGUUUCCAUCCGGAGAACUUCAUGUUAGGAACGUUGGGCACGAGGACAGUCAUGCUAAGUUUCGAUGUCGAGUGAAAAAUUCUAUCACGGGAAAAAACAUGGAAAGCAUCAACACGGGGAAAUUGGUGGUGACAGUUAUAUUUCAGACUUACGAAGCCAGGGUGUAUGAUGAAUUUGUAAUCUAUGGAAAUACCGCUGUCAUCAGAUGUCAAGUACCUAGUUACGUUAGGGAUUAUCUCACCGUUAUAUCCUGGAGUCGAGACGAUGGAUUCGUAAUAACGCCUCAACAUAAUUUCGCAAUAGAAACGAAGUUUGUGUUGUUUCCAUCCGGAGAACUUCAUGUUAGGAACGUUGGGCACGAGGACAGUCAUGCUAAGUUUCGAUGUCGAGUGAAAAAUUCUAUCACGGGAAAAAACAUGGAAAGCAUCAACACGGGGAAAUUGGUGGUGACAGAACCUCAUACGAGCGUUCCACCAAGAAUAACUCAUUCAAGCCGUUAUGUUUAUGUGAAACAAGGGGAUACAGCACUCUUGCCUUGCGCUGCCCAAGGGUACCCUACACCAAGCUAUAAAUGGCAAAAGAGGGACAAGGGACAGCUACUUUAUGUUGCUCUGGAUCGCAGAAUAGAACAAGUUGAUGGGACUUUAAUCGUCAGUCGUGCAGAAAUAUUCGAUUCUGGAAUUUAUAUUUGCACAGCCAGAAACGAUAUGGGCGAAACUAAAUUUGAAUUACAAUUGACUGUAAGAGUUCCGUUAAGGGCAGCAAUUUGGCCUCGACAUCAAAAAGUCAGUUCUGGAACUUCUGUAACAUUUAAUUGUACGACAACGGGUCAUCCAAUAACAAAUAUGGAAUGGAUGAAAAAUCAAAGGCCUGUUGUGUCCAACAGAAGAAUUACUAUCUCUGGGAAUGUAAUACACAUCAAUUCUGUUCAGAGAGAGAAUAUUGGUAUAUAUCAAUGUUAUAUAUACAACGAGGAAGAAUCUGCUCAAGCUUCUACUUAUCUCAGCAUUGCAUCAGAAUCACCACGUAUAAUUUUGAAAUUCGAGGAAGAUACGUAUAAUCCGGGUGAUCAUAUAUCUCUUAGGUGUUCUGCAGCUGGUAAUCCACUUCCGCAAAUCACAUGGUUUACUUAUGGCAUUCCAGUACAGGAUACCGGUAGAUUGCGUGUUGGUGAUUACGUUAGUAGAGAUGGCAUCGUUAUUAGUUACGUGAAUAUAAGUGCUGCAGAAAUUGCCGAUGGAGGUAUCUACGAGUGCAAAGCUACCAAUGAUUAUGGCACAGAUUCUCAUUCUGCUACUGUAUAUAUUAGAGGACCCCCUUACAUUAAACCAAUGAGAAACCGUACGGUGAUAGCUGGUCAAACAUUAAUUCUUCAUUGUCCUAUUUCUGGACACCCAAUCAAGUCGGUGAGAUGGGAGAGAGGGAUAAAACAGCUGCCUCUCGGUAGACGCCAAAAAGUACACUCGAAUGGGACCUUGGUAAUUCACCACGUAGAUGGUAAAGAAGAUGACGGACAAUAUCAAUGUAGAGCAACUAACGAUCAAGGAUUGGCAGCAUCUCGUAAGGUUUACAUUAAAGUAUUAGGCUAUUUUUCCAGCCGGUUUGAAAGUUCCUCAAAUUUCUCUUCUGAAACUUUCUUAACAAAACUAUCGAAGUUGAAAAUAACCAUGUUGGACUUACUUUAUUUUUCAAAAGAAUCGUCAUCAAUCGAGUACCGGACUGUAAUCAGUGGUUCAAGAGUUCAAUCAUUGGUCAAUGGAUCACUAUAUUUUCGAGAAAUUGAACAAGAAGAUGAUGGAAGAUACAUGUGUGAAGCGAGUAACGGUGUAGGAUCUGCACUCAGUACAGUCGUAAAACUUACUGUUAAUGUUCCCGCUUAUUUCAAGCAGAAAUUUCAAGCAUCCGUAAUACAGAAAGGACAAUCUACAGAAUUAAAAUGUGAAGCAUUUGGUGAAAGACCCGUGUCGUUUGUAUGGAUGAAAGAUAGACAACUAAUCGAUUCAUCGACUCCUAGGUAUGAAUACGUUUAAAAUAUUAUCUAUAGAUAAAAAUUCUAAUGU
Molecule: messenger RNA, 3132 nt
Organism: Centruroides sculpturatus (bark scorpion)
Lineage: Eukaryota; Metazoa; Arthropoda; Arachnida; Scorpiones; Buthidae
Product: Down syndrome cell adhesion molecule-like
Exons: 15
Coding region: 211-3102 (963 amino acids)
Source: RefSeq, a predicted model, not a curated record